This is a messenger RNA of Linnemannia hyalina, 465 nucleotides long. Lineage: Eukaryota; Fungi; Mortierellomycota; Mortierellomycetes; Mortierellales; Mortierellaceae. The record is from the annotation of a GenBank genome assembly.
AUGAUUCGUGCGUUCUUGCCACAGCCACGCGCUUCGAUUCAGACGGCAUUGGGUCAACCAGAGGUGUAUCUGAACUGCGACUGUUGCCGCCCACCUUCUGGGAGCGCAGGCCAGAGCCUGGCGGACAUGGUCCUCCCAACGCAGCACGACACCUGCAUUCUCUACAAACUAUAUGUGGAAUGUGGGCGGAUGAUUAAUAUGUACGACUGGUUCACGGCCUUUGGGAUGAUCCUUGAGCGUGGAGAGCAGCCUGGUGGUGUGGAGGAACCGCUGGCCAAGAAACGAGCAGGAGCCAAGGGCAGCCGUACUGGAUCGAAAGCCAAGACCAAGGCGAGCAAGCUGGACCAGAAGGAGGUGCAGGCAAGGUUCAUUAGUGGGGUGGCCGAGCUGCAGUUUAUGGGGUUCAUCAAGUCGACCACUCGGAAGACGGAUCAUGUCAUGCGACUCACUUGGGGAAAUAUCUAA